Molecule: messenger RNA, 1170 nt
Organism: Manihot esculenta (cassava)
Lineage: Eukaryota; Viridiplantae; Streptophyta; Magnoliopsida; Malpighiales; Euphorbiaceae
Product: expansin-A4
Exons: 3
Coding region: 85-855 (256 amino acids)
Biological process (GO): plant-type cell wall organization
Cellular component (GO): extracellular region
Source: RefSeq, a predicted model, not a curated record
CUUCUUCCCGCUUUCCUCAUUCCCUCCCAUCUUCUUCCCUUCUCUCUAUCUCUCUCUCUCUCUCUCUCUCUCUCUCUCUCUCAAAUGGCUCAUCUCCUCUGCAUUUUUUCUCUGCUGUCCUUUUUCUCGCUGGCUAAUGCAAGAAUCCCCGGGGUUUACACCGGCGGCGCUUGGGAAAGUGCCCAUGCUACUUUCUAUGGCGGCAGCGACGCCUCUGGAACUAUGGGUGGUGCUUGUGGGUAUGGGAAUCUUUACAGCCAAGGGUAUGGAGUCAACACAGCAGCGUUGAGCACAGCACUCUUCAACAAUGGCCUCAGUUGCGGUGCUUGCUUUGAGAUCAAAUGCGCAAACGAUCCCAGAUGGUGCAAUCCUGGUAGCCCAUCCAUCUUUGUGACUGCGACCAACUUCUGUCCUCCAAACUACGCUCUGCCUAGCGACAAUGGUGGGUGGUGCAACCCACCCCGCUCCCAUUUCGAUCUGGCCAUGCCCAUGUUUCUCAAGAUUGCUGAGUACCGUGCUGGAAUUGUCCCGGUAACAUAUCGCCGGGUACCAUGUAGGAAGCAAGGAGGAAUCAGAUUCACAAUCAACGGUUUCCGUUACUUCAAUCUGGUACUGAUCACGAACGUCGCAGGUGCAGGGGACAUAGUGAAGGUGAGCAUCAAGGGAUCAAAGACAGAGUGGCAAAGCAUGAGCAGAAACUGGGGGCAAAAUUGGCAAUCAAACGCAGUUCUAGUGGGACAGGCUCUUUCGUUUAGGGUGACUGGCAGCGAUAGGCGCACGUCUACUUCAUGGAACAUAGCACCAUCCAAUUGGCAGUUCGGUCAGACCUUCACGGGAAAGAAUUUCCGCGUCUGAUUUUUUCUCAUCAUACCCAUAAUUUAUUAUCAUUAUUUUAAAAAAAAAUUAAUUUUGUUUUAAUAUAUUACUAUUUGCAGUGUUUCCCGCCUUCUGUUUUCCUAUAUUUUCUCGGGAAAAUCUGAAGUUGAGAUGGGGGAAACUGGAAAGUGGUGUCUGUGGUAAUGUUUUUAGUUUUUUUUUUUUUUUUUUAACUGCUGUAGAAGCUGAAGCGGCUGCAAUAAAGAAAAACAUGUAGCCCGCAGCCUUAGAGUGUUGAGUGAUGCAAGUCUCUCGUGUUUCCUUUAAUUUUAAUAUAAGAUGUCUCUUCAUAUC